CCAGGUUGUGCGUUUCAGCCGGACAUAGUUGUGUGCGACAGUAACGUGGAGCUCUGUUUUCAUUUAGUCAGUAACCCCAAAAUCACUCGUUUUGGUUCAAAUGGCUGCGAAAAGCCAAAUAUGUUCAAUAUGGCUUGGAUCCGAAACUGGAAUAUUAAAAGGGGUGAGUUUAACCAAAAAGCAGGCGUUUAACUUUUGUGAGAUGAGCUGCUUGAGUCGAGAUCAAGAGGUUUGCGUGUUGGCAUGGGGAGACCCUCACGAAUCAGAGGUGUUAGUGGGCAGUGUGAACGGCACUGUGAAAACAUUCAGCACAGAUAAGGGGAUCUUCACAGCGACCAGAGAGUGUGGAGAUCCUUCACAGGGCAGAUUCACAGGACUGGCUGUCACUGACAGUUCUAUGAUUACAUGUGUGGAGUCAGGACUGCUGAAGGUGUGGAGGGAAGGCAGUACAGAAACAGUUGAGGUAAAUGUUGGAAAUGGAAUAUGCAGAAUGCAACAGAACCCAUCACAGCGCCAUCAUGUGGCUACAGGGGGUAAAGAGAACCCACUGAAAGUUUGGGAUCUGGAGAGACCAGAUAAGCCAAUAUUCACAGCCAAAAAUGUAGCCCAUGACUGGUUAGAUAUGCGAGUGCCUGUGUGGGUGAGAGACAUUGGCUUCAUCCCAGAUUCAGAUAAAAUAGUUACAUGCACUGGACACCAUCAGGUGCGUGUGUAUGACCCUCAGACGCCUCAGAGAAGGCCGGUGUUGGAGGCUCGGUUCGGAGAGUACCCGCUCACGGCGCUCUCUCUUCCUGCCAACCGGGGCACAGUGGUCGUGGGCAACACUCACGGAGAGCUCGCCAUCCUUGACCUCCGGAAAGGGCUUGUGCGUGGGUGUCUUAAGGGUCUGGCGGGGGCAGUGCGGGGGUUGCAGUGCCAUCCUUCCCUCCCGUUGGUGGCCUCUUGUGGUUUAGAUCGUUUUCUGAGAGUACACAGCCUGGAGGACCGUUCCUUACAGCACAAGGUAUAUCUGAAGUCACGACUCAAUUGUGUGCUGCUGUCUAGCAGAGAACUGGAGUCAUCAAGUGCUGAUGUUAGUGGAGAUGUAGAGGAGGUGAAAGCAGAGGGAGAGGAGGAUGAGGUUUGGGAUACCAUGGAAACGGUGACGGAGAAGACAAAAAAGAGGGCCGCCCAGAAAGACGAAGCAACUGUUACUAAAGUAGAUGGAAAAAAGAAACGAAAACUAGUGAAAAAGUGAUGUAAAGUGAUUUCCGAUGGACAUUUUUAUAUACAGUUUGUCAUUUUUUUUUGAGUAACAGUAACUGUAUCACCAGUGGCCAAGAAAAACCGGAAAACCUGAGAGACUCUUUAAUAUGGAUAUAUAAUAAUAGGCGCAUGUCAUUAUUUUGGUCCAUAAAGUGUAUUUGAACAUACUCAACAUGUGGUUCUGAAAUUGCAUUUUAAAUAAGUUAACCAGGUUAUUAAAAAACAUAUGUGUCCUAUUAAUCACUGUAUUUCUGUAUUGAACAGAAUUUAAUGAAGAGUCUGUAUACCAUAAAUACAGAAUCGUUCUGAAAUGUGUUCUCAAUCUUACUUAAAAAUAUAAAGCCAAACUGUCACAAACAUUAGUAGAGUGCACUCUAAUAGAAAUAUUUUCUACAGAAACCCCAAUUACAAUUUUUGGCCUUUGAUGUGUAAAAGACUACACGUGUUAAGACAAUACUACUUUACACCGGUUCAAAUUCUUUCCAAAUCCCUAUUUAUACUAUCCUUUUUACAAUUAAAUUGAUUUACUUUUUACCGAGACAAAGAUAUUGUCUUGAAUCUGUGCUGGUCUAAAGACCUUGACUUGACCGUGAGCGACCAUACAUACCUGUGCUUGUGUGGGUGUGUGUAUUAUACAGCGUUAUGCACACUUAAACACACCCUAUUCUAGCCUCUCUGAUAAGAUAAGGGACAUCUUGGCUAGCACCGAAACUGUCGACUUUGUAAAUGAGAAUAUUAGUAGCUAAUGACUGAUUUAUAAAGCUGCACGUUUCAAAAACACAACAUUUGAAAGAACUGCUCUGUUAUAACUGACAAGGAUUCGCAUCAAAUGCGUUCUGUCCAAGCUUCUUUUAUGUGUAGAUCUGAUAAAAGACAGUGAUGUUCAAGGAAAUAAAUGUGAAUAAAGGUUUUUAUGCUGUUUAGUGCACCUAAUAAGUGACGCCUUCAACGUGAUAUACUUUUAAAGCAUUUUAAAGAAGCUGAAGAGCAAAGGCCAUAAAAUAUAGAGGGGGUGAUGAAGUAUGACAACAUGAACAUGAACUCUGAGACCGUGCAGUGUGCAUUAUUACUGAUUGCUGACUUGGGACUAAAAAAACUGAAACACAGCUUUAUAUGCAGGGCGACAGCCUCAAAAUUUCCUGUGUGCUUCUGGUAAAUUUUGAAAACCAUGAAAUACUGCUUGUUUGUGGUUUGACCCUGAGCACUGUAACAAGGUCGUAGCCACUUGAUUUCCUCUUUUACAGUGAGGGAAAUAGCUGACAUUAAUCCAAGAAACAACCAUCACGUUACAUUACACAUCAUAAAAUCUGUUUAUCUGUAAUUACUCAAUCAUUUUCCAAUAGAUGUGUGUGAUUUGAGAUUGUUUGUGUUUUUUAUUUUGCUGCAAGUCCAGUCACAAACGGAGAAACUUAACAGAUCGCAACCCUUUUUACAUCCAGGUUUACCUCGAUUUACCUUACUGUGGUACUAUCUUAUGUGCUUAGAUGGAGUAUUUUGUCGUGGUACAUUAAUAGACGGACUAUUCUUGUGUUUGACAAUCGAAAUUCCUUCACACAGUGUGCACUUCUGUGCUCUUUAACCUAACAAUGGCAAUAAUUAACCUUCCCUUAUGAGCAUUUUAUUAUCCUGUUAUAAAGCCUGCUUUUUUCAUUCUUUGAUCAAUGUUUAGAGUCCAUAGUCUAUUUUAUCUAUUCUAAUCAUGCAGCAUUACCUCAUGUUGUGCCAUUACCAGUAAUUAAGACAUUGACCUACAUCACACGUUUGCUGAUUUAUAAAUCAGGUCUCAGCGACUCACAGCCGGUGAAUAUAUCAUAUGAAUAUGCAAAAAUAAGACUUUAUAAUAGUUUUAGUGAUAUUCAACAAACAAUGUUCUGAUUCCUUUCAUAGGAAAUAAUAAAAGUAAGUUAAACCGU
Puntigrus tetrazona (Sumatra barb) is the source of this 3158-nucleotide messenger RNA. It is a transcript of the gene wdr74, whose product is annotated as WD repeat domain 74. Lineage: Eukaryota; Metazoa; Chordata; Actinopteri; Cypriniformes; Cyprinidae. The transcript is spliced from 10 exons. Gene Ontology annotation, biological process: ribosomal large subunit biogenesis. The record is from RefSeq and is a predicted model, not a curated record. Gene Ontology annotation, molecular function: protein binding. Gene Ontology annotation, cellular component: preribosome, large subunit precursor; nucleolus. Bases 101 to 1237 code for a protein of 378 amino acids.